CCUUUUCAUAGCUUUGUGGAUGGAUUGAGUUGCGCUCGCUGUCACCAUUUGCGCCGAAUUCCUUGCCCUUUACAGUAAUCAUGAACCGACCUCGAGGCGCUUCACUUUCAUUUAUGUUGGCACUUUUGUUCAUUGACGGCGUGCAUGUGGUCAAUGGAAGCUUUUUCUCUCGCAUACUACAGCCCACGAAGAAAGAGGGGGAAGAGGGAGGUAAGACGGAAGCUCCAUCCAAAGCCACAAGUUCCAUGGGUUCAGAGGCUCAGGUAGGGAGCAUUAUUAGCUUCUCCGAUGGUCUACCUUUCGCCACUCUUGCCAACAACAACAAGAUUCCCUUAGUUGGAUACGGCGUUGGAAAUUUGCAACACGAAAUGAUUCCAGGGAUGGUAAUGGCCGCUAUUCAGGAUGACAAAAGAACUCGACUUAUUGACACGGCACAUGCCAGCAAUAAUGAGGAUUUAGUUGCAGAGGGGAUUAAUAGAGGGGUUGCGAAACUAAACAGAGAAGGGAAAGUAGAAGUCCACGUCGUGACUAAGGUAUGGUACACACAUUUAGGCUAUGGACGUACCAAGCUCUCUGUCGAGGAGUCGCUAAAGUCUUUGCAGACUGCUCUGGACAACGACAAGAUUGAUCUCAAGCUCCAUUUCCAACUCCAUUGGCCUCGCUGCUUUGACAGUAUCCCUUGGAUGAACUGCCAGCGAGAAGAACGCGAGCUUUCAGAUCAUGUCAAGGAUGCUGGACCUGAUCCAACGAAAGAUCCCGACAAUGCUUGGAAAGAGAGCUGGAAAUAUCUAGAGGAUUUGUAUCUAUCCGACAAGUAUCCAAUAGCCAGUAUUGGGGUCUCCAACUUUCAUCUACACGAUAUCGAAAUCAUGGAAAAUUUCGCGAGAAUACAUCCACAUAUUCUACAAGUCAACGUAUGGUCGCUACUCUACGACGCCUUGCUAGUUGAGUACUGUCACAAACACCGCAUUCACAUCCAAGUCUAUAACGCUAUACACGGUACUAUAUCUCAACCGGAGCGAGCUCCCAAGGCAUUUCAUCACAUCCAAAAGGUAGCCAGCGAAAUCUCCUCCGAACUCGAUCAGGACCUGACUGCCGCUCAGGUUAUUUUAGCAUGGCUUAUGCAACAUGGCGUUUCGGUUAUCCCACGAACGACUAACUCUGUACGGCUUACAGAAAACUCAGCUGUUGCUCUGUCAAGUAUCCCUGCAUUUUCGGAUCAUCAAGUGGAAACCAUAGCGCACGCAGUGGAAGCCUAUUUGAGUGGAGACGACCUUGAAGAAGACAUUCACGUUGCAGUUACCUUUCACGUUGUCAGCAAGGAUGUUGUUCUGUAUUGGAUGGGCCGAGAGGGUAGUGAAGUAAGGAUCGGGCAUUUAAAGGCUGGAGAGACAUUUACGGAUACAACAUAUCCCAACCACACAUUCCGGACCUAUGACGCGGCCAACAAGGACUAUUGGAUAGACCACGAGAUUUCCGCAAAAUUUGGGGACCACAAACAUAUCCAUGUUGAACUGUAAAUGGAAUUCGAUCAUGGAAAAUGGAACCUAAAGUGUGACCUGAUGUAGAUGAUUUGCGAAUAACUCUAAAUCGGCAAAGAGCUUACAAUUAAUCUUUAAAUACGUCGUC
Molecule: messenger RNA, 1629 nt
Organism: Phaeodactylum tricornutum CCAP 1055/1
Lineage: Eukaryota; Bacillariophyta; Bacillariophyceae; Surirellales; Neidiaceae
Exons: 1
Coding region: 81-1520 (479 amino acids)
Molecular function (GO): oxidoreductase activity
Source: RefSeq, a predicted model, not a curated record